AUGAGCUCACCAAUAAAUGCGGACUCUAUCAUGAAGCAUAUCAUGGAUGGAAUCACUCCUACAGUUGAAGAGAUCAAUUGGAUUAAUAUUAAAGCGAAAGCGAUGUUCGAAAAGCUUCCUAACGUCGUUUCAGUUCAACCUCCAAUCACAAUCUGUGGCGAUAUCCAUGGCCAAUUCAAGGAUUUGAUGGAGCUCUUCAAGAUUGGUGGAGAUGUACCUAUGACAAACUACUUGUUCCUCGGUGAUUAUGUAGAUAGAGGUUCCCAAUCAAUUGAAACAGUUUCUUAUCUUUUCUGCCUUAAGUUGAAGUAUCCGAACAACAUUACCCUUCUCCGUGGUAACCAUGAAAGUGCAGGAAUUUCUCAAAUCUUUGGUUUCCGCGAUGAAGUUGUUGCAAGAUAUAGAAAUGAUGAUGUUUGGCAGACAUAUACAAAUACAUUCAACUUCCUUCCUCUCGCUGCUAUUGUUGGAGAGAAAAUAUUAUGCGUCCAUGCUGGUCUUUCACCAAGAAUCAAAACAAUCGAUGAUAUUCAGAAACUCGAUCGUUUCAGGGAAAUCCCACAUGAAGGCCCAAUGUGCGACUUAAUGUGGAGUGAUCCCACCCCAACGCCAGGCUUCCAACCAUCUGCAAGAGAAGCUGGAUACCAAUUCGGCCCAGAUAUUACAGCUGGAUGGAACAAGGAAAAUGGACUUGAACUUACAGCUCGUGGCCAUCAGUUAGUUAUGUCUGGCCUUGAAUACGGUCACAAUAACCAAAUUGUUACUAUUUUCUCUGCUCCAGAUUACUGCAGAAGAUGCGGAAACUCUGCUGGUAUUCUAGAAUUAGAUGAAAAUAUGAAACGUAAAGAAAUCCGCUUCGAAACACCAAAAGAGGUUGAUGAAGAAGCUGACCAAAUUCCAAAGUACUUCAGUUUCGAUCUCCCAGAAGAUGAGUAA
This is a messenger RNA of Trichomonas vaginalis G3, 936 nucleotides long. RefSeq names its product phosphoprotein phosphatase protein. NCBI's taxonomy places the organism in Eukaryota, Parabasalia, Trichomonadida, Trichomonadidae. Gene Ontology annotation, molecular function: protein serine/threonine phosphatase activity. The transcript has a single exon. Gene Ontology annotation, biological process: peptidyl-serine dephosphorylation; mitotic cell cycle. Gene Ontology annotation, cellular component: cytosol. The record is from RefSeq and is a predicted model, not a curated record. The coding region runs from base 1 to 936 and encodes 311 amino acids.